GAGAGACUCGCCCGAUGUGGUGAUGCCGGAAGAUAGAAAGCAGGAACUGCUGCACUGCCCCCCAGGAGAGGGUCUAUAUUCCUCGGGCAGGAGAGGAGCGUGUCGCUUCUCUGCCAGACUGACCGCGGCCCUCGGGCUGAGAGUGACCGGUUUCGGCGCGGAUGGGUCCUUCCCCGGCCCGGCGGAACAGGAUAGGUCGCGCCAGUUCCCGCUCAGACCGGUAGCGCUAAGCGCCGGGCGCCGUCGGAGCGCUUAAGGGGGCACCGGAAGCCGCCACAGCGAGCGUGUCCGGGCCGGUGGCAGAACCCGGCCAGUCCUGCCCGCUCUCUGGUGGGCAGAGUGGCCCCGCCUCCUCUGGAAUAUACAUAUAUUCUAGUCUCCCCUCGCUCUCCUUGAGGCGAGUUUGGUUGCGUGGGGCCGCCUUUUUCUUCCGGUGCAGCAGGACCGGGAACUGCGGAGUCAAAUCCAGGGCGAGCCGCCCGCCUUACCCGGGCAUUGACAAAACAAAUAUGUUUCCUCUCAUACGACGAUGCUGCUUCAACACACCUUCCAAGCUGCAGAAGAUGACUGAUCCCAGACUGCUCCUCUAUGGCAAGAAUAAGACAACUUGGUCUUCCUUCGCCCUCCAGCUGCGGAGAGAUGCGUGUCCUCUCUCAACAUCUCUGAGCCUCAAACCAGCAUCGGUUUACACAACCAAGCUCCAGGCUUUUCACACCUCUCUCCCCGUUUUCAAGAAGAAAACCCCUGCAGAACCUGAGGCAGAAUCACAAAAAAGCCUGGAAUCACUAAAGGAUUCUCCCAAGCCAGCCCUUUACUUAAGCCUUGGGGGGCUAAUUCCAUUUGUGGCCGUGCCCCUGGCCAUGGCCAUCCAGGGGACCUACUGCCCAGAGCUGGCCUUUGCUCAGGUUGCCUACGGUGCUGCCACAGCAUCUUUCCUAGGGGGAAUGAGGUGGGGGUUUGCUCUCCCGGAAAACAGCCCAGCCAAGCCAGACUGGCUGAACCUGGCUAAUGGCAUAGUUCCUCCUCUGCUUGCCUGCCAAGCCUUGCUUUUCAAAGAUAUCACUCAGGGAGCAGUAAUGCUUGUGCUGGCCUUAGGGAUAACGCUGCAUUACGACAUUUCCCUUCUUCCUACUUACCCCAGGUGGUUUAAAGUACUGAGGGUAGUGGGAACGGUGGUGAUGGGAUUAUCCCUGUUGGCCACUGUAGCACUGAAAGCUGUCCUAGAGGUGGAGCAAAGUGAUGACAGAAAGAUAUGGCAGAACACAAAUUAAUAAAUGAAUAAGGAAAAGCUAUUAUCUGCCAAUAAGGUACUUGUAUGGAGUUCCAGGAGAAAUAAAGACUGAUUUGUGCUUAUAA
Molecule: messenger RNA, 1356 nt
Organism: Corvus hawaiiensis (hawaiian crow)
Lineage: Eukaryota; Metazoa; Chordata; Aves; Passeriformes; Corvidae
Gene: TMEM69
Product: transmembrane protein 69
Exons: 3
Coding region: 510-1271 (253 amino acids)
Source: RefSeq, a predicted model, not a curated record